GUCUCUGGGCGGAGGAUUAUUGAGGUCAUCUGCACCUUCUGACUGGAAAAAAGAUGGUCAAYGUCUUGAAAGGAGUGCUUAUAGAAUGCGAUCCUGCCAUGAAGCAGUUUCUACUGUACUUGGAUGAGUCCAAUGCCCUGGGGAAGAAGUUCAUCAUUCAAGAUAUCGAUGACACUCAUGUCUUCGUAAUAGCAGAGUUGGUUAAUGUCCUCCAGGAGCGAGUAGGUGAAUUAAUGGACCAAAAUGCUUUUUCUCUUACCCAGAAAUAAAAUAUCAGAUAUKGACUGCUUAGGAAUUGUAAGCAACAAAUAGGAAAGACUGUCCCCAUUCGGUGGCUUAUGURGCUGAGGAGCAUGCUGUGGGAAAGACUAUAAUCAU
Messenger RNA from Urocitellus parryii (Arctic ground squirrel), 378 nucleotides. Its product is annotated as general transcription factor IIH subunit 5. Lineage: Eukaryota; Metazoa; Chordata; Mammalia; Rodentia; Sciuridae. Gene Ontology annotation, cellular component: transcription factor TFIIH holo complex; transcription factor TFIIH core complex. The record is from RefSeq and is a predicted model, not a curated record. Gene Ontology annotation, biological process: transcription initiation at RNA polymerase II promoter; nucleotide-excision repair, preincision complex assembly; nucleotide-excision repair.